This is a messenger RNA of Helianthus annuus (common sunflower), 1743 nucleotides long. Its product is annotated as eukaryotic translation initiation factor 5B-like. The coding region runs from base 1 to 1743 and encodes 580 amino acids. Lineage: Eukaryota; Viridiplantae; Streptophyta; Magnoliopsida; Asterales; Asteraceae. The record is from RefSeq and is a predicted model, not a curated record. The transcript has 5 exons.
AUGGGAUAUGUUGGUGCACUAAACGUUGGAAAUUAUUUGAAGUCGAAGUUUCCAAAACCUUACAAGUUUAUUAUUCACUCUGUACUGAUGGCCCUUAGUCAUACUAAGGGAGGAUAUGAUACCAUGCGUGAUUACCAGAUGAACAUGGUUACUGCAUUGGUUCUGAACAAAAAGUAUAACUUCUCGCACAUUGUUUUUCACUACAUGGCUGAGAAUAUUACAACAAAGAGUCGGACUUGGUCUUAUCCAAUAUUCGUGCAGAUGCUGAUUGAUCAUGUAUAUCCAGAUAUUGAACGUGAUUUUAAGAAUGAUUUGUUAGUUCAGUCACACAUGAGCAACGAUUCUCUUAAACAGCUUGCAAGAUACCACCCAAACCAUCCUGAACCAAAAAUAGUUGCUGAAUUCUUCGGAUAUAUCAAAGAUGUGAACUACGUUGAUCCUGAUCUAGUUAAUCACCAAAACUGGAGAAAUGAAGAAGAAAUGAAGGAAGCAGCUUACGUUGAUGAGCUAAAAACUCUUGAAGAGUUCAAAACCACACGUAAUGACUGGUUUGUCAAAGAAACGAGGAGAAGAGGCAAAAAGCCAAAGAAAAAGCAAAAGAAAGUGGCAAAGACGUUAUUGAUUGAUGAGCCUGAGGUUGAAGAGCCGGUUGUAACUGCGGAAGAAGAUCCGUAUGCUGAUAUUGAUCAAGUGAUGUUAAAUGUUGAUGAUUUAGUGUCUGAGCAAGCAGCUAAUGUAGAAGCUGAAAAAAGAAGAAUUCAAGAAGCUACAGAGAAAGAGAAACAAUUAAGGAAGAGGAAGAGAGAGGAGAAAGAUGAUGCUGCAUAUAUACCAUCUCCUGAGCAUGUUUCUGAAUCACAAUCACCUUCAAGUGGUAAAAAGAAAGCCGGAGCAAGAAAAAGAAUUGGUCUUCAUAUUCCUCCGUAUAAUCUUGAAGAUAUUGGAGAUUUUGGUUUUGCAAAUGAUGAACAGGUGAAGAAGUUAGAAAAGAAGAUGGAUGAUGUAUUGAAUGAAAACAAAAUAGUUGCAGCUGAAAGCAAGAAGGUUGCUGAUCGUGAAAAGAUUCUAGAAAUGCAUGUGAAGAGAUUAGAGUCUGACAACAAAGCAUUACUGAAGAAGAUUGAUACAGAUCAGACUGAGAUUGAUUUCUUGAAAGUGCGAGUGGCUGAGUUGGAAGAAGAAAAGGCUCGCAGAGAUGAGCAGAACAAGUAUUUCGAGAUGAAAAACAAAGAGCUUGAGGCUGCGAAAGCAUUGAAAGAGCACGAGUUCUACAUGUUGAACAAAGUGGUUGAGAAUAUGCUUGGAACGUCAAUUGAGCAAAGAUUCGAAGAAAUACAAGUUGAAGAGCUUAGGGCUAAACGCCAAGCUGAGAUUGAUGAACAGAUGAAAGAUAAGGGAAAGGGUGCUGAAAGCAGUGUGGCAGUUGCUGAAAGUUCAAUUGUUCCAUCUCUAGUUAUUGAGAAUCCAGUUCCUAUAUCUUCUGUAUCAACAAUCUUUGAAGAACAUGAAGAUGACGAUGAUGAGAAAGUCUUUUCUGCUAGCAGUCAUGGUUCUGAUAAUGACGAUGAUGAUGCUCAAGGUGGUAUGGGAAUUAAAGUGACUGAACAGUCAAGUGAAAGGACUGUUGAUGAUUUUCUGAACGAUACUGUGAAUGUAGAGACAGGGGGAGCUGAAGGAAAGGGGGAGCUGAAGGAAAGGGGGAGCAUGGUGAUGAUCAGAAUGUUGAUCAAGUUGAGAAGCUGA